CAAGGGCGCUGGUGGGGCUGGUUGGGCGCACCGGAAAGUCUGGGUGCCACCUGCGCCCGAGGACGCGGUAGGGCCGGUCAGGAUGAGGACGCACUGGGCCACCGCUCGCUGCGCGGCGGAGCUCCUCGUGCUGCUCCUUCAAUGCUUCGAGCUGGCGGAGCCCUUUGGCCGCGCAGGGAAUGAUCCAUUCACCAUCGUCAAUGAAAACAUGGGCCAGUGUAUCAAGCCACUAAAUGACUGGAUAGUAGCCAAGGAGUGUGACAAAACCGAGGACAUGUUGUGGAAGUGGGUGUCCCAGCAUCGGCUCUUUCACUUGCAAUCCCAGAAGUGCCUUGGCCUCGAUAUUACCAAACCCACGGACUCCUUGAGGAUGUUCAGCUGUGACGCCAGAGCCAUGCUGUGGUGGAAAUGCGAGCACCACUCUCUGUAUGGAGCGGCCCAGUCCAGGUUGGCUCUGAAGGGUGGAAUCGCCAUCGCAAGCACAAAUUCAUCUGACGGCUGGAAGAAAGGAGGCUCGGGGGAAAACCUCUGUGCCCAGCCUUACCAUGAGAUAUAUACCAUAGAUGGAAACGCCUAUGGAAAACCUUGUGAAUUUCCAUUCUUAGUUGGUGAGACCUGGCAUCAUGAGUGCAUCCAUGAUGAAGAGCACAGUGGGCCAUGGUGUGCAACCACCUUAAAUUAUGAAUAUGAUCAAGAAUGGGGUAUCUGCUUAAACCCAGAAAAUGGCUGUGAAGGUAAUUGGGAAAAGAAUGAGCAGAUGGGAAGUUGCUACCAAUUUAAUACUCAGGCAGCUCUUUCUUGGAAAGAAGCUUAUGUUUCAUGUCAGAAUCAAGGAGCUGACUUACUGAGCAUCAACAGUGAUGCCGAAUUAACUUAUCUUAAAGAUAUUCCAACCUGUGAGCUCUUCCUAUUUGUCAACAUCAUCCUUGUCUUCUGUAGACCAUUUCAUCAUUUGCUCUGUCUCUUCUACCUGGCCCUGAGUAUCUUCAGGUUAUUCCUUCAUGAUGUUGAUGAAGUCUUACCAGGUUCCUAAGUAAUUCUGUUGACUUCCUUCCCAGUGGUA
Myotis brandtii (Brandt's bat) is the source of this 1063-nucleotide messenger RNA. Its product is annotated as lymphocyte antigen 75-like. The transcript has 5 exons. Gene Ontology annotation, molecular function: signaling receptor activity. Lineage: Eukaryota; Metazoa; Chordata; Mammalia; Chiroptera; Vespertilionidae. The record is from RefSeq and is a predicted model, not a curated record. The coding region runs from base 83 to 1033 and encodes 316 amino acids.